Molecule: messenger RNA, 1294 nt
Organism: Closterium sp. NIES-67
Lineage: Eukaryota; Viridiplantae; Streptophyta; Zygnematophyceae; Desmidiales; Closteriaceae
Source: the annotation of a GenBank genome assembly
CCUUGCCAGAAAAUUUCGUCCCUCGCCAAUUUUCCUGGAUUCACGGCGAGCAGCAGCAGCAGCUCCUGCCUGGUUGAAUUUUUGUCGCUCUGCGCUGCGGAGUCACAAUCAUGGCUGCCGUUAGCUCCACAUUGUCACGCGUUGGCGUGACGGACGGCCUCGUCCGCACCGCCUCUGUGUCCAGCACCACUCAGGCGAACUCCCUCCGCUCCUUCAUCUGCGCCAAGCCUGCUUCCGCCUCCCGCAGCCGAUCCCUGGCAAUCAGGGCUGCCGCUGAGGUGCAGAGCGCGGCUGCUGAUGCCGAUAGCAUCGCCGCUGAAGUCGCCGCUCUCCCUGAGGCUGAGGACACCGAAGGCGUUCAGCCGAAGAAGAGGGUCUCUCCUCUCGAGAAGGGAGGUACCCUCAGCGGCAAGGGAGCUGCUGGCAAGGACCCGAGCCUCGCGACCCUUGGCAAGCUGAAGGCUGUCGUGACCGGAGAGAAGUUCUCUGAUCCUAGGUGGAAGAAUGGCACGUGGGAUAUCUCGCAGUUUACCGUCGACGGCAAGACCGACUGGGAUGCCGUCAUCGAUGCUGAGGUUGCGAGGCGGCAGUGGCUGGAGGUGAACCCCCAGUCGUCGAACAACGACGAUCCCGUGGUCUUCGACACCUCGCAAGUCCCCUGGUGGGCGUGGGUCCGCCGCUUCCACCUUCCCGAGGCUGAGAAGCUCAACGGCCGUGCUGCCAUGGUUGGAUACUUCAUGGGUUACGUUGUUGACUCGGCAACUGGUGUUGGCCUGGUGGAUCAGCAAGCUGGAUUCCUCGGCAAGCUGCUGCUCUUCAUCACCGUCGUUGGCGUCCUGAUGAUCCGCAAGAACGAGGACGUCCAGGAGAUAAAGAACGCUGCAGAGGAGUGGACCUUCUAUGACAAGCAAUGGCAAGCAGCAUGGAAGGAAGGGCCCCCUCCUGCAAACAAGGAGACAGAGGAGUAGACUGACGGUCUGCUGCUGCUGCCUGAUCCUGCUGCCUGAAUCCUGAUCCUGCUGCGGAAUCAUUGCUGUGUCUACUGACACCAAAUUUUGCCGGUGGCAUGAUUCCUUGCAGUUGCAGGUGAUUUUUCAUUUUUUAUUCUGUAAGUCAGAAAUUGUUACCUCCAGUUUCCAUGGAUCACUAAAAGUCCCAGUAAGAAGUCACAAUGUAGCAUCUGUCCUGUGGUCAAGCCUAUCUCAUGCUUUCGGAUAGCUCAAUAUGGAGACUUUUCAUGUCCCACGAUGUAUUGGGGUUGUGAUAUGAAAGGAACUGCCGAGUAGCGCGGAGG